AGUCAGUGACAGUGAGUCAGUGACAGUGAGUCAGUGACUGUUAGACAGUGACAGUGAUAAAAAUGUCUAAGAUGACAUAAGUUGACAUGUCAAUCCCAAACAUUUUUAUCAGUGUCACUGUCACUAUCAUGAUCGUUUGCAACUUGGCGAAGGCCCCUGGUGUCUUAUUGGUUGCGAAAUGAGGCAUUAAGUGAGGAUGAAAUUCUUCCUCGUCACUCUUGCUUUCACCGUGAGCUGUGUGAUGGCUGAAUACGUAGGCCAGGAGAAAUACACUGACAAAUAUGACUCCCUGGACCUGGAUGAGAUGAUGUCCAACAAGAGACUCAUGCAGGCUUACUGCAGAUGCAUCCUGGAUCAAGGCAAGUGCACCGCUGAAGGCCGAGAGCUUAAAUCCCAUAUCUCCGAAGCUCUCCAGAAUGGAUGCGCAAAGUGCACCGACCGCCAGCGUUACGGCAUGCGUCGCGUCAUCAGCUACGUCAUGAAGAACGAAAACGACAUGUGGCAGCAAAUGGUCCAAAAAUAUGACCCCAGGAGGAUUUAUACCACCAAGUACGAGAAGGAACUGAAGAAGCUGUAAAUAUUUGCAUCGAGUUAAUUUAACGAUCCACUGGCACAAAGAAAGGCGUUUGACACGGUGACUCGCGAAGUUUUGUUUGGUGAUCUUCUUUUUUAGAUAAAGAUACUUCUUUAUAAUACAAGAGACGACAUUUUCAGGCUUUAAUUUUAAAUUUCUUCUAUAUGAGUUACUAUAAUUGGUUUAAACAUGAUUUAUAAUCAUCUAUUUUAUUAAUGCUACCACAGGGAUCUAUUCUAGGACCCAUUUUUAAAACUCAUCAAUAUAAUUUUUGUUAUCAUUUCUUCGUGUCAAUUUUCUGAGUUACAGUGGAUAUUAAUACAAAUUGUAUGAAAUGACA
Molecule: messenger RNA, 914 nt
Organism: Pectinophora gossypiella (pink bollworm)
Lineage: Eukaryota; Metazoa; Arthropoda; Insecta; Lepidoptera; Gelechiidae
Product: ejaculatory bulb-specific protein 3-like
Exons: 3
Coding region: 197-577 (126 amino acids)
Source: RefSeq, a predicted model, not a curated record